Molecule: messenger RNA, 891 nt
Organism: Mesocestoides corti
Lineage: Eukaryota; Metazoa; Platyhelminthes; Cestoda; Cyclophyllidea; Mesocestoididae
Source: the annotation of a GenBank genome assembly
AUGAGUCGUCGAUGUUCCAGUGGCUCGUGCCACCGACGAGCACCGUGCUCUCCCAAGCCCCCACGCACUUCACUAUGCGAGGCAUUAAAGAACGAACAAAAUCCCAAAUAUAAAGCGGAGAUUUGCGAUUGCAAGGUGGACUGGUGUGGUCGGUUGCCUCGACGUGUUCCAUUAUUGGGAGAAGCAGAUCCACAGUCGGAGAAAUGCAAGCGUGCGUUUCAGGUUAAAUCAGAGCAAGGGAUUUGGGACAUUGGCGUACCUUACGUAACACGGCAUAAACUGCCGCUCAAGCGAUCACGAUUUCGUACAAAGUACGAAAGAGGCUUGUAUCCAUUUAAGCUAAACCACUCGGGCGACGUGACGUGCUAUAAAAUCGCCUGGUGCAUGGAAGUCGAGCAGUGUGAUGUCGUUGACUUAAUAAGGGACUCGCUGGAGGGACAGUCGGAUAAUUGGUAUUGGGCAACCAUCGCACAUCUUGUGUAUAUGGAUGUGUUGAAGCAUGUGCCUCCUGUGAAGUUAGCGGCCGCUUUGCCUGCAUUUUCAGUGGAGUUCAGGAUAAUGAUCCAUAGGAAUAACGACGAAACCACGCGUCGGGUUCUAAAGAUGCUAAAGGAACUUGCUCUUGUCGCGACAAGUAUUGGUCCAGAGUUGGCAUUUUAUGCGCACGACUUUUUCGUCCUCUGUUACCAAUAUGUGCUGAAGGCCAAUGAGGUCGGUGACCGCAUUACCUACGAACAGAAAAAGCGGACUCCCAUUAGCGAUCUAGUUGAAGAGCUGCAUGCUAUAUUUGAGGUGGUCUCUGGUUCGGAGCAGGACUAUGCUGUAGCGGGCAUGAAGCUGGCCGUACCAACCUACAGGAUACCCGACCAGCACUACCGAGCACAAAAGUGA